Anopheles nili is the source of this 678-nucleotide messenger RNA. RefSeq lists its product as uncharacterized. The coding region runs from base 1 to 678 and encodes 225 amino acids. The record is from RefSeq and is a predicted model, not a curated record. The transcript is spliced from 2 exons. Lineage: Eukaryota; Metazoa; Arthropoda; Insecta; Diptera; Culicidae.
AUGAUUUCAUUUUACAUUUGUGAUUAUACCGAAAAAAUAUCCACAUGCAACAUUCACAAAAGUGGCAUUCGGAUACGGCAAAUAGAAUGCAAUAGCAGUAUACAGCCUACAAACAUAACACGCAUAUCUGCAAACCCGAUAAAGCUGGUCGAUUUUCUACACAAUUUGCAGUUCUAUCCUCGAUUCCGCCUUAAAAUAGCCAAUGCUUUGUUCUGUGAAGAACCGAAUGAAACAAUGUACAUCAAACUUAGUCCUCCUGCUAAAGAGCAUUUGGAUUACCACUGGGGCGAACGGGCAGUCCGUAUGCUGUGGGAGUUCAUAGAGCUUACCGAGUUGAUGGCCUGGCUAUCGACGCUUGGCGGCGCAUUUUCUGCUUUGGGCGAUUACCAGCUUGCUUGUGCCGAUACAGCUGGAAAAAUUUCUAUACACCAAAUGAAGCUUGCCUUUCGGCUGGGCGACCCGUCGCUUAUUGCCCGCUGCAAAUUAUACCUUGCCAUUUCGCUCAUCCAAAGAACUGAAUUCGCAGCUGCCAAGCAAAUUAUUCAGUCUGUUUAUAGUAACGAGAAAAAACAAGUUACACCCGAAACCCGUCUGCUAAAAAUGUGCCUAGGAAUAUGGGCUAAGCUGCGGUACGAUUAUGAUGUCCACCAAAAACAUCAAUCUCGCAUGAAAACGUGA